Hydractinia symbiolongicarpus is the source of this 1237-nucleotide messenger RNA. Its product is annotated as chromatin accessibility complex protein 1-like. Gene Ontology annotation, cellular component: nucleus; CHRAC. Bases 447 to 953 code for a protein of 168 amino acids. The transcript is spliced from 3 exons. The record is from RefSeq and is a predicted model, not a curated record. Gene Ontology annotation, molecular function: protein heterodimerization activity. NCBI's taxonomy places the organism in Eukaryota, Metazoa, Cnidaria, Hydrozoa, Anthoathecata, Hydractiniidae.
AGUAAUGAAAUAAGUUAACUUGAGUGCGGAAUUCUAUUUAUGUUACAAAAACAUGACAUGAAAUUGGAUUUUAAGGUUUUUACCUUUGCGUAGAAGAAACAUCUGUUCUCCAUCGUAGUGCCUAUUUUUAUACAAAAUUUUAGCAAAGUUGUAGUAAAUACAGUUUAAUAUUUCCAGUUUAACAUUUAAAUUUUUUUUACCCACUUUGUAUGAUAUCGGAACAAACAUACUCGAUCCACCACUUAUUUUACAGUCCUAAAUUAUAAGAUGAGAUAGAGCAUGGUUAAUCAUUUCUAUUCCCUAAAUUUGCUAAUUUUUAUUUCCAAACAUGAUGCAAAGAUUACCACUGCUUGGUUCUUAUGUCAAGAGAUUUAUUUAUAACCUAGUUGCUAAGUAACAUGAUUGGAAAACCUUAACACAUUCUUUCAAUUUUUUCCAAGAUAAUAAUGACGUCAUCCGAUACUGAACAAGAUGACAAGGGAAAAACGCCCAACAAAUUAUUGCAACUACCCAUGGCUCGUGUGAAAACCAUCAUGCGAAGUAGUCCUGAUCUCGGCAAUGUUAGCCAAGAAGGUUAUUACAUGAUCACUAAAGCCACAGAGCUUUUCGUGCAGUAUUUGGCACAGAAAGCCUAUGCUGGUGCACAGAAGGAGAAUUUUGUGGAUUACAAUUCUUUGUCCAAAUUAGUUCAAACGGAUGAAAGUCUCGAAUUUUUAGAAGAAAUCGUGCCACCGAAAAUCAAAGCAUGGGAAUACUGGAAAAAAAUCGGAUAUUCGCCGGAGAAGGAAGAAAAAACGAAGAAAUCUCCUCCAAAGAAAGUGACAACACCAUCCACAAAAAGUCCGCGAGAAAACACGACGAAAAGUCCGCGCGAAAACACAACGAAAAGCCCGACAGUUAAAUCUCCGAGCGGUGAAAAGCCUAUAGCAAUGGAGACGAUUGUAAUAGAUUAAAGACGAUUAUCAUCGAUUAAUAAUGAUUCUACGAUUAAAGACUGUAACGUCCAACCAUUCAAAAAAUGUUUUUUCGCGUGAACUCGAUGGGUAACCCCUACAUGAUACGAAAACGUUUCACUUUGUAUAGAAAUAUAUUAAUGUGUGCGCAAUAAAAUCCCAACUUUAUACAAGAAAGUUUCAUACUUAUAACAAAUUUUGAAGUGACAAGUUUAUACCGUUGUAGCACAUUUGUAAGGGAGUAUUUAUUUAUUCAAACAAAAUAAAUUAUCAUACUUACUGAA